AUGGACACCAUCACUCAUAAUGAGAGACCAUACAUGACUUCUCAUCAUUACACUCUAAGAUUCAGAUCCACUCCAUUUUCACUCUUCGUACACUCCACCAUCAAGGUUCGUCUCCGCAGUGCUGUGUAUGGAAGCAAUGGAGAAGUUUUAGCGAAAGUGAGGACUUCCCAAGAUGGAAAGAUAAAGAUAUCAAGUGAUGGAAACCUUCUGCAUAACGAAAAUGGAACAGCAAUUGCAGGUGACAUCCGCAACAGUUGGGCUGGUGUUUCAACUCUGCAAUCCCUUUUCAUUCAAGAACACAACGCAGUUUGUGAUUCUCUCAAGAAAAAUUACCCUGAUAUGAAUGACGAAGAACUUUAUCGCCAUGCAAGAUUGGUGACUUCAGCUGUGAUUGCAAAGGUUCACACCAUUGAUUGGACUGUGGAGCUUCUUAAAACUGAUACUCUACUUGCAGGGAUGCGUGGCAAUUGGUAUGGGCUAUUGGGGAAGAAGUUUAAGGAAACAUUUGGACAUGUUGGUGGAUCCAUCUUGGGAGGAUUAGUUGGUUUGAAGAAGCCAGAAAAUCAUGGUGUCCCAUACUCUUUAACCGAAGAAUUUGUGAGUGUCUAUAGAAUGCACCCACUCCUACCUGAUAAGCUGCAACUGAGAGACAUAUCUGCAACUCCUGGCCCAAACAAAUCUCUACCAGUAAUCGAAGAGAUCCACUCCAUUUUCACUCUUCAUACACUCCACCAUCAAGGUUCGUCUUCUCCGCACCGCCUAACCCUUGCCGGAGUGCCUCUACCGUUCUCAGGUAAGCCCGAUCCUCUCCUGGCCUUGCUCUCUAUCAAAUUCACUGCUUACCAUUUUGUUUCAUAAUUUUUGGAUGGAUAUGAUUUUAGUUGGUACAUGUUUUUAUGAUUCUGUGAGUUUUAUUUGGAAUCGGAGGAAGCCUAUUUUGAAUGUUGGUGACGUGACCAGUUUCCAAUGGAAGGAUGCUUUUGGUUGUUGGAGUGAGGUUCUGGAAAAUCAUUGAUUAUUUGUUCAUUAUGGAUUGUACCGGUUGCGUUUUUCUGAGUUCAUUUUUGUGGUGCGUGUGACUUUGCUAGGAGAUCUCUUAUUAAUCCUUUAAGUCACGGUUCUACUUGAUACUGAUCUCGCAUAUAAGAAACAUCAUUUGACUCUUACGAUUUAAACAUCAUUUUCGAUAUGAUUAUGACACUGUAUACACUAUAAUGUACAAUAUGUAUAGUAUUUAUGUAUA
Vigna unguiculata (cowpea) is the source of this 1243-nucleotide messenger RNA. Its product is annotated as alpha-dioxygenase PIOX-like. Gene Ontology annotation, biological process: response to oxidative stress. NCBI's taxonomy places the organism in Eukaryota, Viridiplantae, Streptophyta, Magnoliopsida, Fabales, Fabaceae. Gene Ontology annotation, molecular function: peroxidase activity; heme binding; oxidoreductase activity, acting on single donors with incorporation of molecular oxygen, incorporation of two atoms of oxygen. The record is from RefSeq and is a predicted model, not a curated record.